GGAGGGGGCUGAUACAUGAGAGGGAAUUAAGAUGUUUAAAGAGCAAAGAUCCACUAAUAAAUAAAAGAUAGACUAAAAACGACUCUUGUGGAGGGUUUUCUUCAACUUAAAACAGUAAAGUCUCCGUGCGGGAAAAGAGGAGAGGGACACUUCAUUCUUGAUUAUCUCAAUAUAGUGAGAAAAUUAAGUUUUCUCAUUAUAACAAGACAGAGGACAAUGGACCUAAAUUGGAGCCAAUAUUAUUUGAAACCCAAAUAACUAAUAUUGUUUGUCCAAAAAAAUUUUAAAAUGUCUGAAACUUUUUGCUAUUCUAAAAAAAUCUUAAUUAUUUCCUGCUUCAGAUGUUCUGUUUUUUAUGGUUUCAAAAUUCAAAAUUUCAAUUUCAAAACUUUUUUUUCACUUUCAACUUUUUUUUCAGUUUCAAAUCUGAAAACUUCAUUACCAGGACUGGAGUUAUCACCCUCAUUGAUUUUGAUUGAUCCUUCCUGUUAGCCCCGCCACAACGGGGUCAAAAGUUUUAACGCUGAAAUUCUCAUAUUCAAAAACAGAAAAAUAAUUAAAGGUGAAAAAAAAGAUUUGAAACUGAAAUUUUGAGUUUUGAAACUUGGAAAAGCAGAACGUUUGGAGCUGAAAUUUUAGAAAGGAAAAAAGGUUCGGACACUUUCAAAUUUUUUUGGCCAAACACCAAAAAAGGUUGUUUUAUUUGUGGUUUAAAUAAUAUUGACCCCAAUUUAGCUCCAUAGAUCUCAUUAUAACGAGAAAACAGCAAAAAAAAAGUAGUACGGGAUGUUUUUGGCUUUCGUACUCCCUUGAAUCAUUCUCAUGUUUGUAUUUUUCCUUAAAUAAUUAUUUAAAACUUUCAAUUUUACCUCCAAAAUAAAAGCGUCCGGACGAGCUCCUGAUGUCGGACGGACUUCGGUUGUCUAAACGCGUCGAGGUCGUCGACUGUAUCUGAGACCUGGACUGAGUUUGACAUUAUCCAUAAAAAAUGAAGUCAAAUCAGUUGCCAGUUUUUUACGAUACGGACACCGCCAUGAUGCAACCAGACAUAGUCAGUGAGCAACGAUUGGUCCGAGUCAGUCUGAGUUUCUAUGGCAACAACUCUCACCAAUCAGGAGGGAGCUUGUUGGAAGGCCACACCCCCUAUCACUUAAAUUCUGAAGUUAGCAGACUCCACUUACUUUUACUGAGGCAUCUGAUUUGGUCAGUUUAUAACUAGAACUAUGGAACAAAUAUUUAAAAAAUGAUUAAUUAUCUAAUACAUUUUUAAAAGGUAUUAGAGCAAGAAUGGUAAUUCUGAGAACUGUAAAGUAUUUGGCUUCUUCUACUUACUUCCUGUUUGGAACGUCGGGGGGGAGGAGUCUCAGUCCAGCUCUCAUAUACAGUUGAUGAUCGAGGCGUCCUGUGGGGCGAAGAGGUUCACGCUCCACCGGUCACCUGUGGCCGCGCCGUCCAUAACGCCAACACAAAACAAACUUUCAUCCGCCAUGGCAACCGUUUCUGUUGCUCCUGCAGGUAACUUUAGAAACCUGAAAACGUUCUCCUCAGACAUGCUGGCUGUCCUCCUCCUCACCAUGCAGGGUGAGUUCUCCUGGUUGACGUGAAAAUCUCUAAACGUUGUGAAUCUUGACCAGAACGUUCUCUGCGUCCUCACAGGAGCGGCGGCGCUCGUUCUGUUUCUGGCUCACGAGGGUUUCUGCCAGACUUGUUCAGUCUUACACGAAGUCUCGAUCUGUCGCAGCAUCCCAUCAGGUAACGGAGCGGUUCUGACCCAUGAAAACCUUCACCGCUUGAGUCUGGUUCAAAUGGAGCUUUGGUUUUUGUGGUACAGACGCUGCAGGUCUGGAUCCUGCUACACUCCCAAAUGUUUUAGUAGUUCAAGCAGAUAUUUGGGUUGUCGACUGAUUGAUUGUUGUUCAUUUAAACUCGUCUGAAUCCUUCUCAAAGCAUUGACCCACAUCCGUUUGGACGAUGCAGCAGAAAAGAUUUGCGGCUUUGAUUUUUAAAUAAAGGUUUUUUCAGAGAAACUGAAGCUGACUGUACUUCCUGUUUUAUUUUUGAAACUUCUCCUUUGUCUUUUGUUAAUAUUUUUUUACAGCAUUUAAGCAACAAACGAGUCUUAUUGCACAGAUGAAAACCGUUUAAUGUUCUGGUUCUGUGUGGUUCCUCCGCUGAAUGUUUUAGUCUUUCUGAGGACAGAUUUGUUUCAUAAACGUCUUCUGAUCAUGAUUUCUACAGCUUUCCAUCUUAACUCCUGUCUGUGGUUCCGUUUGGUUCUGAUGAAGUUCUGCUGUUUCAGUUUGUUCUCCUGCUUGAGUUUUUGGUUUUCCUAGAGUUCGACCCCACAUCCUAGUUUGUGGUCAUGUUCCUGCGGAACGUUGGGAGAAUCAACUCCACCGUCUUUGACAGAAACGGCUUCGGCUCCAUCACUACCCUCCACCUGAACGAGUCGGGCGUCACAGAGAUUUCUGAGAACGCCUUCCGCUCCGGUCUGCAGCUCCGAUCCCUCAGUUUGGACCAAAACCUUCUGUCAGAGAUGAACACAAACUGGUUCCGGGAUCCUGCUUCCCUCGAUACUCUCAGCCUGGCCGGAAACCAGAUUGAAGUUGUGAACGCGACCGCGCUCCACGGACUCACAAACCUCACACAGCUCAGGCUGAAUAACAACCGGAUCAGAACCAUCCACCCCGACAGUUUCAGCUCCCUGGUCUCGUUAACGGAGUUGGACUUGUCUGAUAACCAGCUGACCUGGCUCUCACCGAGACUCCUCAGGUCCCUGAGGUCUGUGAGGUCCAUCCGUCUCCAUGGAAACCGCUGGAGCUGUUCGUGUGAUGCUGAGGACUUUGUCUCGUCUCUGAAAGACCUGCAGAACCGAUCCGUUUUGGUCCGACCCACACAGGUGACCUGUGAGACCCCCCCCUCUCUGAAAGGUCAGCCUGUCAUCAAUGUGAGUGUUUGUCCAACAGCAACGACCAUCCUCACAUCAACAGAAUCCAGCAGAACCAAACCCCAUCCGCUGAUAACCGUCUCUGCAUCCUCCGGUACGCCUGAAAAACCCGUCAACGGGACGUCCGGUCCACAGAUGGCGACAACCUCAACCAUGAACUCUGGUUCUACCUCCUCCUCAUCUCCUCCGGUUCCAGACAUUAAAAUUUUUGUGACGCUGGUUUCCAUCAUCGUGCUGCUGUGUCUUCUUCUGGGUGUGGUGUGUCUGCUGGUGGUGAUGCACAGACAAAAACGCAGCAGCAAAACUGUGACGCCUGGAUGUCCAGGAGAAGGAGAGCAGGAGAGGCAGAGGGAGCAGCAAGUGUCUGGAUCCAUCAUCCACCUCUCCUCCAACUCUGAGCUCAGAGGUCCAGACGAGGCCUCCAGGAGGGGAUUCAGAGGCGACCGAGUGAAGUCGGCCCACGCCGUGAUCCUCACAGCACCGUUUGGGGUUUCAGGAAGAGACAAGGUGACCCUCCAGGCUGAGACGGAGCCGUCGCAUGGGGUCUCUGAGAACCUGCAGGACAGAAAGCAGAACCCAGCAUCCGGCACGGAGGUGGGGCGAAGUCACCUGACCACAAUGGAGACUUUGAAGGAGCACGAGAAAGGAGGAGAAGAGAGGAGAGACCAGGAGGAGAACCAGCAGGGUCUUACAGUCAGCACAGACGUGGUCCCCUACCUGAGCAUCGGGAGGGGUCAGAAGAAACCCGGUCCUGAGGAAGAGUCCACUGAAGGUCCGGGUCAAAGUCCUCAGAGGAUGAAGGUCAUGAGCAGGAUCUCCACCUGGCCCCCAACUGCAGCCCAGUGGCAGGCCAGGUGCAAGAUGAAGGAGGAAGAGGAGGACGAGGAGGACUUGUGGACAGGAGGUGCAGCUCAGGAGACCGUGAACCAAAUAAAACCUUCUGCUGGGUCUGAUCAUCACGGUGAAGAAGAUGAGAACAAUCAACUUCAAAGCUCAACACAUCAGGAGGAGCAGCAGGGGGAGGAGGAGCUGCAGGAGGAGGAGGAGCUGCAGGAGGAGGAGGAGUUCUCUGAGAAAGCUGCAGGAGGAAGAGGAGAUGGGAUCAGCCAAAGACAUCGGCGGACUUCCCCAGAGAAGCACUCGCAUAAAAGCUCCAAGGCUGCAGCUCCACCCGGCCAACAGAGCGCAGGCAGCAAGGCCGCCGGCUCCAAAGCGCCCUCUGGUGGCGCCACGCCGGAUGACGAAACGCUGCUGUCCGGAAACGAGUACGUGUUCGUGAACCUGCUGCACGAGGUGGCGCACAACAAUGGCCGCUGGACCCGGGAGAGGUGGAAGCAGACACACCAGAACAAGCAGCGGCUGUGAGGAGCUGAAACUCGAGCAGUCUCACACUAACGCCUCCAUUUCCCACAAUGCAACAGAGCUGUCUACUUAUUGGUUGAAAUUAAACUUUUAUAAACUGCAGAUCUUGAGUUUUUUUAUUUAUCCAGGAAAUAGAACAUUUCUUGUAACACUGUGAAAUGCUUCAACAUUAAAGACAUUAUUAUUAUUAUUAUUAUUAUAGUUUAUUUACCAGGAAUUUAGGAAGGAAUCGAUGGUAAAACAGACACUUAUAGUCAUUAAACACAACAGUUUUAAUAAAAUAUGGUUUAGUCAUUUCUGUUUGCAACAUGAACCCUUUAAUAUUCUGUUUUUUUUCAUCUAAAUAUUUUUUUUUUAAACAUAUAGUAAUUAAAGAUUAGCUAGUUAAAGCUUUACAGGAGACUGUCAUCGCCAUCUAGUGGAGACUCGGCUAUUACACGUUCCCAAAGAGGUUCAAAUUAAGAGAAUUAAGAAUCAAUAUGGUAUCUUCAAUAAAACCUUUUUAAAGCAAAAAAUAUAUAAAUGUGCGAUUGUAGGCUUUUGCGUAAAACUUUUUAUUUAAAAAAAGACUUGAAAAUGUUGUCAUGUCUUGGACAUUAUUAUUACUUUUGAGAAUCAGUAUGGUGUCCUCAAUAAAACAAUUUUUAUCUUAGCAAAUAUUGCAAAGAUGAGGUGUCUGAGGCUCAUUUAGGAAACUUGGAACUCUUUUCUCUGGCCUGAAUUUUGAAAGAAAAAAGUUUAACUUCUAAGUGUCAUCUGGUGAUCAGCUUUUGUUUAAACAAUUAAUUCAAAAAUGAGUUAUUUCAGGUUUUAACAUGACACUACUACACAUUUUUUUCAGCAUGAAUUUUGUAAAAAAAAAA
Molecule: messenger RNA, 5172 nt
Organism: Oryzias melastigma (Indian medaka)
Lineage: Eukaryota; Metazoa; Chordata; Actinopteri; Beloniformes; Adrianichthyidae
Exons: 5
Coding region: 2363-4312 (649 amino acids)
Cellular component (GO): plasma membrane
Molecular function (GO): protein binding
Source: RefSeq, a predicted model, not a curated record